AUGAGCAGAUGGGAUGGUAGAAGUGGAGGCCGCAGGGAUAUGGAAAUUGGUCGCUGGAAUGAGCUUGAAGGAAAAGCCCCGACGUCCAAACGAGCGUUCACUUUCCGCAGAGUGAUGGAUCUCACUGAUGAGAAGAAAUUCAAGUAUUCCGAGGUGGAUAUCGAGUCUCGGGAACUUCGUGGCCUGCUGAAAAAGGUGAUCGGAGACUCAUACCCGGGCCAAAGUUGGGAAGGAAAUACUAUCAAUUUGAUAGCUCCCUUUGCGCCUGUUGUUCAUUACUGGAAAGAGCUCUCUCGUGCAAGCAGAGAAACAGACGUCAAAGACAGCCUCGGAACCAAAGCAGCCAGGAAAGAUCUCAGCAAUCUCCUCGAGUGCAUAUCUACAUGUACUGAGCUGGAGUCCUACUUCAAAACUCGGGAGUCAAACCUGGAGUCCCACACUAUCACUUACCAGACUAUCUGGACGUUGUUUCGCCCCGGGACGUUGGUCGUGGCGAGGCCCUUUAUGAAUCUACCUCAGGUGUUUGAGGUGAAGACAUCUCCAGAUCCGUGGGAAGACCGGAGGCUGAACAUCGAAUGCUGGGGUUACGAUUGGAACGGUAAAGAGAUAGUGAGAGUCACCUUUGAGUUCCCUCUCGAGAGAUUCAGAGGCACCAAGGAGAUCAGCUCCCUUUUCUGCUAUCCCUUGGAGUUCUAUAGAGAUGAAAACGGGAAUUUCGACCAAUCCCUCCGCAACGAGCUGGUGAAGAGAGGUCAAUGGUUUCUCGAGCUAUGCAAAACAACAGGGGCCAAACAAAUGUUUGAAUACGACGGUCAAGCACUUUCUAGCAGGAGGAGCCUCGCCAGGACGAGUCCUGAUGCUGAAAGCAAAACGCCUUCCCUGUCUAUGAAAGAUGAGGCAGACUUGUCAUUAGCUGCAGAGUAUCUCAUCCACAAAACGUUCAAGGCACGCUUCCAUUCCUUUUCGGUUGAAACGCUGACAGAUGUGACAGGCCCUGGCAUUCCAUUACUGGGAAAGUAUGAGCCCACAGACGUCGAACCUUUCAGUCAUCCCCACGACGAGCAGGGUGUCGGAGGAGACGAGCACCAGUGUCUCCUAUAUCCACCCCGGAUUCUUGGAUAUGCAACCCAACAGAAGAUGUGGGCCCAGUUCAAGGUCCAAGACACGACGGCCGUGCCGACUGACCUCUCCACCGCGUUUGAGGACAAACUCGAAUUGGAUCGAAAUGACAAGAACAUGAUCAAGGCGCUGGUAGAAAAUCACGAAAGUAGCAAAGACGCAAGUCAAGCCCAGGUGAACGAUAUUAUAGAGAGCAAGGGCAAAAAUCUUGUUAUACUAUUGCAUGGUCCUCCCGGUGUUGGCAAGACUCUUACUGCAGAAACCAUUGCUGAGGCCACGGGCAAACCACUUUUGGUCGUCACCGUCGCUGAAAUCGGUUUGGAAGCGUCAAAGGCAGAGAAAAGCCUGGAGCAGAUAUUCUAUCUCGCCGGAGCGUGGGAGGCGAUCCUUUUGAUUGACGAAGCGGACGUCUUUCUCGAAUCGCGUUUCGUCAUGGUUCUGCUCCGAGUGCUGGAGUAUUUCGAAGGAGUCAUGAUCCUGACGACCAAUCGCAUCACCUCUCUUGAUAUCGCCGUCCAGUCGCGCAUCCACCUCGCGAUCCGGUAUACCGACUUGACCAGGGAGCAAAAGAUCAAGAUCUACAACAUCUUCCUGAGCCAGCUCAUCGCUGAGGGCAAGGUGGACACCGAUGGCAUUGACGAUUGGAUCAGAUGGGUGGGGUGCGAGGCGGAGGUCAACGGUCGCCAGAUCCGCAACAUCGUGUCCUCGGCAUACUUACUAGCACGCAGCCGCACCCAGCAUAGAAAUCUGAAGAGGGACGAUUUGCAGACGGUCAACGGCAUCAUGAAGAAGUUCCAGAAGCAGUUGGAGACCUUAACAGUGGCCGCAAGAAAACAGAACGAGGGACAGUUGCCCCCCUAA
Molecule: messenger RNA, 1980 nt
Organism: Cladophialophora bantiana CBS 173.52
Lineage: Eukaryota; Fungi; Ascomycota; Eurotiomycetes; Chaetothyriales; Herpotrichiellaceae
Exons: 7
Coding region: 1-1980 (659 amino acids)
Molecular function (GO): ATP hydrolysis activity; ATP binding
Source: RefSeq, a predicted model, not a curated record